Molecule: messenger RNA, 3349 nt
Organism: Bursaphelenchus okinawaensis
Lineage: Eukaryota; Metazoa; Nematoda; Chromadorea; Rhabditida; Aphelenchoididae
Source: the annotation of a GenBank genome assembly
AUGUCUACUGCUCAACAAUUACAGGUAAAAAUUUUUCUUUUUUUUAUUUUUAAGUAUGAAAAAAAAUUUUAUUUAUGUACGUUUAAAAAAAAAUUGAAAUUUCAGAAUAUCUAACCGUAUUUUACUAAAAAAAUUUUUUUAGAGAUCGUUAGAAGAGAGAGCCAAAGAAAUCGAACAACUUCAACACAAGCUAAGACAAUGUGAAGCUGACCGGUAAGUUUUAUCUUCUUUACUAAACAUUUAGAAAGCCCGAGCCUAGAACCCAGAGUCAUAGCCCAGAGCCCUAGCCCAGAGCUUAGUUUAGAGCCCUAACCCAGAGCCCUAGUCCAGAGCCCUAGCUCAGAGCCUUAGCCCAGAGCCCUUGCCCAGAGUUCUAGCCCAAAUCCUUAGGCCAGAGCCCUAGCCCAAAGUCCUAGCCCAAAGCCCUAGCCCAAAUCCUUAACCCAGAGCCCUAGUCUAGAAUCUUACCCCUUGCCACAGACCUUGCCGCAGACCUUGUGUUAGGCCUGGCCCUUACUCGAGAUCUUUUCUAAGCCCUAGCUCUCGCCCUAGAUCUUGUCCUAUGCCUUUUCUUAGACAAUGUAAAAUCUAGCCACCGCUGCAGAUUUUCUCUUACCCAUAGCUUUUGCUCUUGGUCUUGUACUAGUCUAGGCCCUGGUCUUGCUCUUCUGUAGCACUAGUUUUUCCUUGACCUUCUUUUGAGUCUUAUUUUACCUUUACUUUACUUACCUUUACCCUCUAUCACAAGCCUAUUCUAUAGAUUGUUCUACCUCAACCGUUAUUUUUUCUUUACAGUAUCAGUGAUAAGCUUUGUCUUACCCUAGUUACAUUAAAACCCUUGUAUUAUUUAACCUCUCUCCCUCUCCUUCCCUAUAAAAACCUUAUGCUACUAUAAACUUUGUCAUUCAGAGUUCAAUGGUCCCACCAACGAAAACUCUUCGAAUCCCGCCAGCCUCCUGAUGUUCAGCAACUUAUGGCUCAGAAACGAGAACUUCAGCAACAGUUGCAACGUGAAGAGUCAGAAAAGCAAGAACUUUUUUCACAAAUCAACCAGCUUAUACGAGAAAUGGCAGAUUCACAUUCGGAAAAGAGUGAAAUUCAAAAUUUGAAGACAAAAGUUGCCGAGUUGUCGACGGAACGUGAGCAACUUUUGAAAGAAAUGACAAAUAUUAAGGAGACGUUGAGAGAAGAGAUAGAGAGUGAGAGAAAUCAGUUUAAUGUCAUGAAGAAAAGCCACAGUUUGGAGGUGGAGAAGUUGAAAGAAGAGGCUCAGAGGUACAUGAAAGAGCUCGAGAACAGCAACGCGGCUAUUCAGAGUCUGAAGUUGGCCAAAUCGGUAGGUUUUUUGGACUUUAUUUCAUAUUUUGUAAUUUAAAAUUGAUUUUUAGUAAAGGUAGGGUAAGGUAAAACAAAAUAGUAAGGGUAUGGUAGGGUAGAUCAGUUUAGAUAGAUUAUAAAAAGUUUAUACAUAUCAAGCAAGGGUAAUUUCAGGUAUAGCAAGGUAAAUUUGGAUAGGGUAGGAUAUGGAAACAUAAGGUCAGAUAGGGUUGGGUAAGUUCAGGUAAGGCAGAGUAAGUUAAGAUAGGACAGGGUAAUUCCAAAUAAGGCAGGGUAAGUUAAGAUAUGGUAACGCAGGUUAUAGAAGGAUAAGUUCAGAUGGGGUAUUGUAGGUCCAAAUAAGGUAGGGUAAGUUCAGGUUCGGAACGGUAGGUUCAAACAGAGUAGGGUAAGUUGAGAUAGGGUAGGGGUGAAUUUAGAUCGAGCAAAUUAAAACAGGGUAGAGUAGGAUAGGGUAGGGUAGGGUAGGGUAGGGCAAAGUAGGGUAGGGUAGGGUAGGGUAGGGCUUUCUAAAACUUAAACUUUUAAUUUUAGUCUUCCAAAGACUCUGAGCUUCAAUCAGAAGUGGCACAUUUAAAAUCCCAGUUGGCUACAGUAACUCAAGCUAACAAGGACCUCAAUACCUACAAAUCCGACUUAGAAGCUCAACUUCUGAAGCAAAAAGAAGCUAUUAGCAAUCUAGAAAAACGGUUAUUAAACAUUGAAAGUAAAUACAGUGACAUUACCAGUCAGAACGCUUCAUUGUAUAUUAAACUUGGCCUUUCACCUAACAGUGAUAUUGACGUACUCGAGAACAAGAUUGAUGCUAUGAAGGAAAAGAGUGAAAAAGAAAGUGCUAAACGGUAAGAAAAUUGCUUUUAGUUAUAGAUUUUUGAUUUCAAAGAGCAGUUGGCGUAUUUUACCUAACAAUAAAUAUUUUAAUUUUGUUUUGUACAUGUUUCGUCGUAUAACAUGGUUUGUGUAGCCUGCAACUUUUAAAAUCUUCAGUUUUAAUGAUUUUGAAAUUACAAUACGUUUUAUAACGUGAUUGUAAAAGCAUUUUUAAAUUAAAACAAUCACGAUUAAUAUGGGGACAUGUUUCAUCGUAUAACAUGGUUUGCGCAGCCUGCAGAAUUAAAAAGCCGACUAAAAAAGCGGGAAAUUUGAUUUAAAGACAUAGUUAGUAAUGCAAAAACGUCAAAAGUUAUUUUUAAAUGUAAAAUACGUCAAUAGUACUUGCUAAAUUAAAAAUUUUAUAAAAAUUUUUAAUUUUUAAAAAUUUUAGAAAAUCCCUUGAAUCCGAGUUGUCAUCGACCAAACAAUCCCUAUCAACCAUAAAUUCCCAAAAUACUGAAUUAACCAACAAAAUCAAUGAUCUCAAAACAGAAAACGACCGGUUAAAACAGUCGGAGUCGUUGGAAGAAGAGCUACACACUUUGCUACAGUCCCUUCAAGCGGCCAAAGCUGAUGUUGUGAAAAAGGAUGAAGAAGCUAAUAAGUGGCGGUCGAAAAGUAUCCAUCUGGAAGAUCAAAUCAGCUCUUCUAAUGAAGAAAUUUUGAGGUUGCGGUGGGUUUUUUGCCAAAUUUUAAAUUUUUUUUAAUUUUUUAAAGUUUUUUUUGUUUCGUAAAAAAAAGUUCUUGCCAUUUUUUGUUUUGUAAAGAAAGUUCUUGCUAUUUUUUCAAAAUUUUGUAAAAUACGAUAAAACUCUGACCAUUCAUGAUCAAUAUUUAUUGAGAGUGGUAAGUGAAGUAGUGUAUUACAAGUAGUGUCAACAGUUGUAAUGACCCGUUUCGAUACGAAGAUGUUAAAGUUAUUGCAUUUUAACUACAGUAAGGUAGGUAUAUGUACAAGUAUUGUGAGGUAAAUCGGCUACAAUAAUGUAAAUGAAAGACACAUUGAGUUAGGUGUAUAUUAUAGUAGGUAAUAAAUUAGUGAACAAUAAGUUAUGAGUUAGUACUGAGAAUGGUACUAGAAUAGUACUUUAGAUAUUGGAGUGGUACUGUGUGUACUAUAUGGUACUAUGAGUACUAA